This is a messenger RNA of Paramecium tetraurelia, 1287 nucleotides long. RefSeq lists its product as uncharacterized. Gene Ontology annotation, biological process: dephosphorylation. The record is from RefSeq and is a predicted model, not a curated record. Gene Ontology annotation, molecular function: phosphatase activity. NCBI's taxonomy places the organism in Eukaryota, Ciliophora, Oligohymenophorea, Peniculida, Parameciidae. The transcript has 3 exons.
AUGUGGAGACAUGGAUCAAGAACGCCUGUAAAUUGCAAUUGGAAUUGUGAAUACUUUCUGUAUAAUGAUUUGUUGAAUGGCUUUCUAACUCCUACAGGAAUGAGAUAACAUUUUGUGUUAGGUCAAUGGAUGAGAUAGAGAUAUAUAACUGAGUUAUAAUUCCUAAGUGAUACCUAUGAUGCCUCGUAAAUCCUUGUUUACUCAACAGAUGUUAAUCGAACAAUCAUGAGUGCCAUGAGUAAUUUGCAAGGGAUGUAUUCAAACAAUGGACCCAAAGUGCCUAAUGUUAAGGAUAGUUAUUUGAUUCCACCAAACCCAGGAGCGGAAACACCGACUGAUAUUGGAUAAUCAGCCAUUCAACAUGAUAUUCAAAUACUACCUAUUCACAUGAGAGAAGCAAUAACUGAUGAUAGACUCUUAUCAAUACUUAUUUGUCCUAAAGGGUAUGAAAUGUUUGUCCAAAACAUGCAAACCAACUUAACUAUAUCUGUAAUGAUUAAAGCUUAAAGCACUUUACUAUAAUUUUGUAAUGAAAUGAAUAUUGAUCCACUUGAAUUCAACAUAUUCACUCUUACAGAAUAUAUGGAUACAUUUUAUUCAUGCAUUUACAAUGAUUAUCCAAUGCCCCCUAAUCUCACAAAAGAAACAUAUCUUAAAGUUGACUCUCUCUAUGCCCUAACUAUUGCCUUACAGCUCUAUCAAACCAAGCAUCAGGUAGAUGUGUUUUCUUCACCAUUUUUCGAAUCUUUACUCUCCUAUUUUGAUACAGCAUUGACCCAAUAAGAGACCGAUAAGAGUCAAAAAUAUAUCAUCUAUUCAGCCCAUGAUAUAAAUGUGUAAUUGAUUGCUUCAGCUUUAAAUUUUACAUCAGCCGAAUGCAUGGCUUAGGUUUACUUGGGACAAGAAGUCAGUAACAAAAAUUGUAUUUACACUUAUCCUGGAUUUGCUUCUAAUAUUAUUUGGGAAUUGUGGGAAGAGGAACAGACCCAUGAUCAUUACAUUAAAGUCCUUUAUAAUGGCACCGAAAUGAACAUAUGUAAUACGGAUUCGAAGAAAUGUUCCUAUAAAAUCUUUAAAUAGUUGAUUGAAAAUUAAAGGAGAGAUUUUGAAAAAGAGUGCUCAGUUGAGAUUGACCCAAUUAUCGAAGAGAAAGUUCCUAUUUGGAUGAUAACAUUAUCUAUCAUAUUUCUAUUCAUUUUGUUCGCAAUGAUUUUAUAUAUUUUAUGCCUUUGCAAAAAAUUAAGAGCAAAUGGUAAAACUAAGUUAAAUGAAGAUAAAGAACCUUGA